AUGGUAAACAAGCUUAAACUGAUUCUAAUGAAAAUAAUUUUGCGGGAACAACAUGGAUUCACCUCAGGGCACAAAAUUAUGGACAGCAUUAUUAUGGUAGCAGAAACUAUUCAUUUAAUGCAUUCCUCCAAAUUCCAAGUUAAUGGAUCAGUGUGCGGCUUCUUUCAAGCUACUAAUGGGUUUCGGCAAGGAGACCCUUUGUUGCCCUUUUUGUUUGUUCUUAUAGUAGAAGUGCUUGAUGACACUAUUCUCUUUGGCUCAGCAACACAAAGAGAAGCUUAUGUCAUUAAGAGCGUGUUAGAAGACUACGAAAAGGAUUCGAGGCAAUGUAUGAAUAAGAAAAAAUCAAGGAUAUAUUUCCUCAACACUAACAAGAGAAUUCAGGCAAAGAUAGAGGGACUGUUGCAAUUCGGACAAGGAAGUUUUCCUAUUAAAUAUCUUGGGGUUCCUUUGUUUGCAGGAAAAUUGGAUAAUAGAAUGUUGGAAGAAGUGGUCAAUAAGUGCAAAGCCAAAUCAACUUUAUGGAAGAACAAAUGGCUUUCGCAGGCGGGGCGAAUUCAGAUGAUAAAAUCAGUUUUAUCUACAAUUCCUAUCUACUACAUGUCAUGUUACAGAGCGUCUAGCAAGGAUUUGUCGGCACUAGAUGACUAUGUCCAAGAGAAUUGUCGUCCAAAUUCUCCAAUAAUAUGGACAAGGUUUGGAGAAUCGCAGACUGUCAACAGUGUGAAGGUGGCUGACAUUCUCAAUAGCAGAAAAAUCUAUAUUUUGUCUGAAAAAGAUUCCCUUAUCUAG
Messenger RNA from Cryptomeria japonica (Japanese cedar), 792 nucleotides. RefSeq lists its product as uncharacterized. Bases 1 to 792 code for a protein of 263 amino acids. NCBI's taxonomy places the organism in Eukaryota, Viridiplantae, Streptophyta, Pinopsida, Cupressales, Cupressaceae. The transcript is spliced from 4 exons. The record is from RefSeq and is a predicted model, not a curated record.